Racocetra persica is the source of this 954-nucleotide messenger RNA. Lineage: Eukaryota; Fungi; Glomeromycota; Glomeromycetes; Diversisporales; Gigasporaceae. The record is from the annotation of a GenBank genome assembly.
AUGGCUGAAGAUUUAAGUAGUUUUCAAGUUACGUUUAAAGGCAAGACUAUUCAGGUGGAAAACUUAAAGUCGAGUUAUUCGAUUCGAAAUUUAAAAGAAUAUCUUGCAGAGGAGACGAGCAUUCCUGUAGACUUCCAGAAACUGUUUUAUAAAGGUCUGCUGAAUAAUGAUUCUACACUGCUGGAAUGUAAUUUUAAGAAUGGUAUCAAAGUAUUGCUAGUAGGAAGUUCUCAGCAAGAUAUUCAAGCAAUUAAAGAAGCAGAUUCGAAGAUUAUAAACCAGCCGUUAAGGUCAAAAUAUGCAAUUAAUCCAUACAAAAAUGUCAGAGUGGAAAAUUCAUUUGAUAGCAAAUAUACAUUUCAUAAAAUUGAAGUAAUUGAACAUUUUCCUAAUCCCGAUCGGGCCCGUGCUUUACUUGAGAAGUUACGAGAUGAUCGAGGCAUCCGUGGAAUUAUGUCACACUAUAAAUGGAGUGUGGGAAUACUGCAUUAUGUUAAUGAUAAAUCAAAUUAUUGUACAGCUGCCGAAAAAACGAUCUUAGGAUUUAACAAAAAUGGUGGACAAUUAAUUUCUUUAAGAUUGCGUACGGAUGAUAUGCGGGGGUUUAGGCAUUACCCUGAAAUAAGACGUGUCUUGCUACACGAACUCACGCAUAAUGUUUGGAGCGAUCACGAUGAUAAUUUUCAUCGUUUGAACAGGCAAUUAAAUAAAGAUGUUGUUUCAAUGGAUUGGACUGCGUCAAAAUCAUACAAGGUUUCAAGUGCAGAAUUUUAUAAUCCACCAGAGGAAGAAAAAAUUGAUGCACACUCAUGGGAAGGCGGUACAUAUGUACUAGGUGGAAAUUCAACCCGUACUAAUGUUCUGUCAAAGCGGGAACUCUUAGCGGAGGCUGCUUUGAUCCGACUAACAAAAGAGGAAAAGGAAUUAACUGAAGGAUGUGUAACACCUCCGUAA